Messenger RNA from Episyrphus balteatus (marmalade hoverfly), 5822 nucleotides. RefSeq names its product histone-lysine N-methyltransferase SETD1 (gene Set1). The record is from RefSeq and is a predicted model, not a curated record. The coding region runs from base 513 to 5723 and encodes 1736 amino acids. Gene Ontology annotation, cellular component: Set1C/COMPASS complex. NCBI's taxonomy places the organism in Eukaryota, Metazoa, Arthropoda, Insecta, Diptera, Syrphidae. The transcript is spliced from 6 exons. Gene Ontology annotation, molecular function: protein binding; RNA binding; histone H3K4 methyltransferase activity.
AUAUCGAAUUCUAAUUUGUGUGUUGUGACGUGUGUGUGUGUGCUUACAUGUGUGUCAUUUUGAAGUUUCACUUUGAUAGUAUUUGUUUGAUAUUCACUAUCUCGCUCUCACACAAAAUUUCAUUUUUACUUUUUGGGCGAAAAACAGGAACAUCGAUUCGAUGAGAAAAACUCGCAAUUUAUUAAUUCAAUUUCUGCGUUAAUUUCCACAAAUUAUAAAAUAUAAUUACAAUCAAACUACAAUUAAAGGUCUCGAGAAGUAGCAUAGAGUGAAAUUUCAUUGUUAACACUCAAUCAAUAGUCGCACUAUGCGACUCAACCAAACAUGAAGCAAACUUCUGUCGAAAGACUAAUAAUUCUUUUGCCAGGAGCGUGUUAAGGUUAGGUGCUGUGCUGGUGUUGGAGCACUUUUUGACAUUUUGCUUUGGUUUAGCAUUUUUCGCGGAUUUUUUUUUUGUUGUUGUUGUUGGGGUAUUUGUCUCCCCCUAAAAUCGACGAUCGGCAUCUGUUUAGAUGAACGGCAGUGGUCUUAUGGAGCUGCAUAGCCGGGCUAUGGCUCAUACGAGCGGUGCUGGAAGUUCAAGCACUAGCAUUGCUGGUGCAGUUCCACCAGCAACAGCGGCGGGGGUCGGCGGCGGUGUUGCCAAAGCUCCGAGAAACUUUAAAAUGCUAGCCGAUCCGACCCUUACCAAAGGUGCAAUGAAAUUAUAUCGAUAUGAUGGGGUUGUUCCAAAUGAUCCCACGUAUCCUCCAGUGAUUCCUCGUGAUCCACGGAAUCCAAUGUUGCGAAUUCGUGGGAGACCAUUGGAACCUUUAGUAUUGACAGUUCCAAGAUUAAAAAUUGAUCAAUAUUAUGUUGGAGAACCGCCAGCCAUCGAGAUAACUAUAACAAAUUUAAAUGACAACAUCGAUAAGCAAUUUCUUUCCGGAAUGCUGGAUAAAUGCGGUCCGUAUGACGAGAUAACAAUUUAUCAUCAUCCAACAAAUAACAAACAUUUGGGACUAGCUCGGAUUGUAUUUGAAAAUGUAAAGGCGUCGAGAAUUUGCAUUGAAAAAUACAAUCAAAAGUCGGUGAUGGGAAAGAUUUUAAGCGUUUUUCAUGAUCCCUUUGGUACCAUCUGCAAGAAAAGCAUAGAAACGUUGACAAAUAAAAAUAAAACAGCACAACCACUGGUUCCUACACCAACAACAGCAACUCAACCUCCUCUACCUACGGCUCCAGGAACUCAUCCCCCACCACCACCUCUUCCACCGACAACACACCAUUCAUCAGGAGAUUAUCUACAGGAUUACUCCAAGGAUGUUGUAGACUCCCUCCCAUCGUCCGCCAGUAGCGCAUACUAUCGCGGUGAUAGAGAGUACGAUCAUUAUUCUUCUCAUACCAGUCGAGAUCGGUACCCAGAAGAUGAUCGUCUUCGUGAUAAAGAACGUGGUCGAGAUCGUGAUCGUGAUAAAUACUACGAUAAGAAAGAAGGUCGACAUGAUAAAGAUCGCAAGCAUCACCAUCAUCACCAUCACAAGCGAGAUCGAUCAAAAGAUCGCAGCAAAGAGCAUCGUCGUGAUCGGGAUAGAGAUAGGGAUCGUGACAGAGAUCGAACCAGAGAACAUUCAAGAGAUCUAGAUCGAAAGGAUCGUGAUAGAAAUAAAUACAGCAGUAGCAGUCGUUACUCGAGUAGGAGCGAAAGAAUCGACUACGAUGAACUAUCUAAGUCGUCAACAGCGACCGGGCAUUCGCUGCCACCACAUGGCAAUCAUCUAUAUGCAUCUCCAGUGAAUAAUUAUGCCCUGGCAACUGGUGUUGGAGGCUAUGGGUAUCAUCAUGCACCUCCCCUGCCGCAUGCUUCUUACCAUGCAUACCCACCAGUGCCGCCGCAACAAAGCAGCUGGAACUCAGCCUCGGGUAAUAGAACCUGGUCAGCUCAAGCACCACCUGCACCACCACCGCCUCCUCCUCCACCACCACCAGAGGCUAGUCCAAACUGGGAUGAACCUGAGGAAGAAGUGUUGCCUCCGAAGGAGGAAUGGCCGAAAGAAGCACAGCAAAAAUCAUUUUCCACACCGAACGAUGACGAAGGAUUAUCGAAAACUAAAAAAAAUCAAGAUAUCCCUGAAAAAACCGCUGCAGAAGUUGACCACACUAAUGUCGAUCUAGACACAAGAAUCGCAAUGAUGUUCAAAGGUAAGUCUUUUGGUAAUGCGCCGCCAUUCCUUCAAAUGGAGAGCAGCGACUCCGAAAAUGAAAAGGACAAAAGUAGAGAAGAAGGAGAACUGACUCUUGAUUCGGACAAAGCUGAUAAUGGCAAGUCCAAAAAGUCCAAGUCCAAAAAAUCCAAACACAAGGAAAAAGUCGAAAAAGUUGUACGCCCAGAGCACAAUGCUAGCGACAUAUCAUCUAGUGAUGAUGAUAUAUUGCUGAAAAAAGAGGCUAACAGCCCAGUGCGUUCCAAAAAAGAUGACGAUCGAAUGUCACUUUCUAGCUUGUCGUCUCACGAUGGAAAGAUCGAAGAAGAACCUCCGCCACCAUUGCAGCCACCGCUGCCACCGAAUAAUCCUCCAGCUGAUCCGGCUUAUCCCCCAAUGCCAGGAUCUUCGUAUGUCUAUCCAGGUACUGCUGGUGCAGCAUACGGAUAUUAUUCAACGGAUGGCUACCCGCAAUACCAGCAACAAGCCCAGUAUUUUCCUCAUCCAGCGUACAUGCAAUCUUACAUGCCUGGUUUCCCUCACCUUCUUCCCCACGAAGCAGCUUACGUUGGCACAACCGAUCCCUAUUAUGAUCCCUAUAAGUACGAGUACAGAGAAGCCGCUUAUAAUUACGAUGAUCCGUACAAACAGUCCAUUAAAGAAGUAGUAGAUCGGGUAAGUGAGGAGCUCAAACAGAUUCUCAAGCGGGACUUUAACAAGAAAAUGAUUGAGAACACAGCCUACAAAAGCUUUGAGGCCUGGUGGGAUGAGCAGGGUCGAAAAAAGAACAAAAAAGAAGAUGCCGUAGUGGAAGCAGCACCCGGUGCUUGCACUAAACCUUUAGAUAAGGCUCCGGACAUAAAUGCGCUGAUAAAUAGCAAUCGAGACAAUCUAGACUUUAACAACUACACAAGUCUGGGGCUGCGGGCGGCAAUUCCUAAGAUGCCAUCUUUCCGAAGAAUACGUAAACGAGCUCCAAGUCCAAUUGCAAAGGGCGCUGAUGAAACAGAGAAGCAUUUGAGCGAUCAAGAAGAAAUGGUGCAAGGCUCUGAUGAGGAAGAGGACAGCACCAACACGCCCACUUACAACCGUCGAUCGGCUGUUGAGGAGCGAGCAACAGGUAAUGCUGGUAACAGAGAGGCUGCCGUUCGAACAAAACGUAAGGGAAGCUCAUCUAGUUUCUUCUCUACCAGUGAAGAAGAGGAGGAAGAAGAAGAGGAUGGAGAUGAAGAUGACGAAGAUGAUAGCGAUGAUGAUGAUAAUGCAAGCACUGCCUCAGAUUUGAGUUCAGGUUCAGAUUUGGAUCUGAAAAAGAUAAACCUUAAAAAGGAAAAUCAUCUCUACUCAGAAUCAGAGGAAGAGCGACAGCGUAAGCGAAAAGUUGAAAUCUAUUCUGAUUCUGAAGAUGAGAAGAUGCAACCAACUAAGGCAACCCCUGCUACUGCUGCUGUCAAUCGAAUGGCGUUCUCAUCAGAUUUAGAAGAAAUAAGUAUGAGUCCACCACCAGAUGCACCUCCAACACCUGGCGGACAAGAAGAACCUGAGCCGGAUGAAAUUGAAGAUGUUAAAAAAUCACCAGAAAAGCAAAAAGAAGUCAAAAAGUCCAUAUUUGACUAUGAUAGAAUAUAUAGUGAUUCAGAAGAAGAACGAGAAUAUCAAGAAAAACGAAGACGAAACACUGAAUAUAUGGCGCAAAUAGAAAGAGAAUUUCUAGAGGAAAGGGAGCGCAAAGCGCGUGAAGAAAAGGAAGAACCAACUCCAGAAAAGAAACCACCAACCGUCAAAGAGUCAGUGGCUCCUAAAUUGUCGGUAAUGAUUCCUCAAUCAAACAGUCUUGAUGUUCCUCAGACACCUGAUAUUACUAAAGUACCGCCUACUCCCGGUGUGUCUCUAACAUCUGAGCUAAGCAAGAAAAAAGAAACAAAAGAGAAGCCAACAAAGGCAAAGAAAACGGAGAAAUCUCCGCCAAAACCGAAGACUGAAACGAAAAAGACCAAGGAACCAAAAGGAAAGAAAGCACAAACCGUCCAGGCGGUGGUGCCUACUAAGCCUCCACCCGAGGAACCAAUUGUACAGCCAGAACCUGUGAAAUUGCCGCCCACCGAAGAAAAGAAGACAAUCAAUGGUUAUGUUCCAGGCAUUAUCAAGGAUGCGGACGAAGAAAACAGUAUUCCAGAUGCGGUUAAAAUGUCGCCAACAUCUUCGGAUGGUGGAUCUAGUCAAGCAAGUCAAGCUAGUCAAGUUGCAUUGGAACAUUGUUAUUCGCUUCCUCCGAAGUCAGACGAGCCCGAUGUCAAAUCAAAGACUUCUUCAGAUUCCAAUACACAAAAUAACUACCUGGCACAUGAUCAUGGAUAUACAUCGCAUCCAGUUGUGAAAAAUAAAGAUGCGACUGAAGUUGAGACGGUUAGUUCAAGUGCUCCAGUUAAGUAUGGUCCUGGUAGACCGAGAAAGGAUUCAGUUCGAGCACAAAAGAAGAAGGACGAAGAGAAGUUGGUUCUUGACAAACCGCCAAAGAAGGCAGCAGCAGCAGUAGCAAAGGAAACUGAAAUAAUACCCUGGAAGACGACAUCCUCGGCGGCUCUUGCGCUGGAACGCAGUUCAUUCGUGUCCUCGGAAGUUUUCAAUCUCAGAGAUGCUACACAAGAGAUGAUGUUGUUGUAUGAAUUUCUCACGCGUGGCAUUGAUGCUGAAGAUGCCAACUAUAUCCGUAGGAGCUAUGAACAACAUUUGCAAGAGGAUCGUUAUGGUUUUUGGUUGAACAAUACUCAUUGGGUGGAUCAUUGCGUGACAGAUCGGUCAUUAGUACCGCCACCAUCAAAGAAACGCAAAAAGGAAGACGAAUUAAAGAAACAUCAAACCGGAUGUGCGCGUACCGAAGGCUACUACAAACUUGAUGUAAAAGACAAAGCCAAGCAUAAAUACCAUCAUGCCAAAGCGAAUGCCACAAAUCAAUCUAAAUUUGAUUUGGAAGAUCAAGCACAAGCGCAAUCUAAAGUUGUAUCCAAGAUGCAAGGUAUUUCGCGUGAAGCCCGCUCCAAUCAACGUCGUUUGCUUACCGCUUUCGCAUCGAUUGGUGAAUCUGAGUUACUCAAAUUCAAUCAGUUGAAAUUCCGCAAGAAACAAUUGAAAUUUGCCAAAUCUGCUAUUCACGAUUGGGGUCUAUUUGCUAUGGAACCGAUAGCAGCCGAUGAGAUGGUAAUUGAGUAUGUUGGUCAAAUGAUUAGGCCAAUUGUGGCUGAUUUGCGUGAAACAAAAUAUGAAGCUAUUGGAAUUGGCAGUUCGUAUUUGUUCAGAAUUGAUUUGGAGACUAUAAUUGAUGCAACCAAGUGUGGAAAUUUGGCGCGAUUUAUAAAUCAUAGUUGUAAUCCAAAUUGCUAUGCAAAAGUGAUAACAAUUGAAUCUGAAAAGAAGAUCGUCAUCUACUCAAAACAACCGAUUGGCGUCAAUGAGGAAAUAACCUACGAUUAUAAAUUUCCCCUCGAAGAUGAAAAAAUUCCCUGUUUAUGUGGAGCUCAAGGAUGUCGGGGAACUCUCAAUUAAUUUGUUGGACACACUUUUGCAUACAUACAUUGAAUUAAAUGUUUAUUUCUUUUUUCUUUUAUAGUUUCAAUUAUGUUCUUUGCUUUCUUUUAUAUAUUU